Molecule: messenger RNA, 2710 nt
Organism: Strongylocentrotus purpuratus (purple sea urchin)
Lineage: Eukaryota; Metazoa; Echinodermata; Echinoidea; Camarodonta; Strongylocentrotidae
Gene: wdr77
Product: methylosome protein 50-like
Exons: 8
Coding region: 72-977 (301 amino acids)
Biological process (GO): oocyte axis specification
Cellular component (GO): methylosome
Molecular function (GO): protein binding
Source: RefSeq, a predicted model, not a curated record
GAGAAUGUACAGCAGUGUCAACAAAUUCCUGAUUUUACCUCAAUAUUGUUCAGGUUUCAGGAUCUUCCCUGAUGAUUUCAUAUGAUCUAAAUGGUUCGGUGAUCUUAGCUGCAUCUGGACUAACUGGGAGACUUUGGACGGGUUCUCUAUGGUACUAUGAAGAUUCUACGAGUGCUCCAGAUGUAAAUAGAUGCAGUGCAGGCGUGCGUACAGAAGCAGGGAUCACAGACGUGGAAUGGAUAGAUGAAAACAGACUAGCUAUUGGAUCUGAUACAGGUGCAAUUGAGAUUUGGCAGCUGGAGAGCAACGCUUUCCGCAAUUUGUUCUAUCUGUACGAGCACGACAGUGCAGUGAACUCUGUCAGUGUGAACUCUAACAAGACUAGGGUCAUCAGCGGUUCAUCCGACAGACUGAUCAAGCUAUGGGAUCUAGCUACACAGCGCUCUAUUGGUACUCUCAAUGUUCACACAGCGAAGGUAGAACAGCUGGCGUGUAGUCCCAACGAACUAGAAGUCUUUGUUUCAUGCUCCCAGGAUGGUUCAGUAAUGUUAUGGGAUAUGCGGAAAGCUAAACCAGCACAGCGUCUAUCCUGUCCUUCAGGCCUGCCUACAAGUGUAGUUUGGAAACCAGGAGAAUCCUAUGUUAUAGCAGUCGGUGACGAGAGUGGUAGCAUCACUCUACUAGACGCUCGUAGUCAUCAAAACGCAGCUAUUGUUACAUCAGCUCACACGAGGGCAGUACACAGGCUAGCCUUCUCCACCAAAUCUCCUCUCUUACUUGCAUCUGUAUCUGAUGAUUGUACAGCAGCAGUUACUGAACUACAACCAGAGCUCAAACAAAUAUACCGUAGCUAUGCCCACAAUGACUUUGUUCAUGGACUAUCCUGGGAUUCUCAGAGUAACAAGCUUCUAACCUGUGGUUGGGAUCGCCAAGUCAUAUCUCAUGAUAUCAACAUAGCAACAUCAAUGGCCGUUUAGACAGUUCCAGCUAUGGUCCUUUAGACAGCUCCAGCUAUGGUCCUUUAGACAGCUCCAUCUACAGCCCUUUAGACAGCUCCAUCUACAGCCCUUUAGACAGCUCCAUCUACGGCCCUUUAGACAGUUCCAUCAACACCCUUUAGACAGCUCCAUCUAUGGCGCUUUAGACAAUUCCACCAACGUCCUUUAGACAGUUCCACCAACGUCCUUUAGACAGUUCCAUCAACGCCCUUUAGACAGCUCCAUCUACGCCAUUUAGACAGCUCCAUCUACGGCCCUUUACAGAGCUCCAUCUACGCCAUUUAGACAGCUCCAUCUACGGCCCUUUACACAGCUCCAUCUACGCCAUUUAGACAGCUCCAUCUACGGCCCUUUAGACAGUUCCAUCAACGCCCUUUAGACAGCUCCAUCUAUGGCCCUUUAGACAGUUCCACCAACGUCCUUUAGACAGUUCCACCAACGUCCUUUAGACAGUUCCAUCAACGCCCUUUAGACAGCUCCAUCUACGCCAUUUAGACAGCUCCAUCUACGGCCCUUUACAGAGCUCCAUCUACGCCAUUUACACAGCUCCAUCUAUGCCAUUUAGACAGCUCCAUCUACGGCCCUUUACGUAGCUCCAUCUACGGCCCUUUAGACAGCUCCAUCUACGGCCCUUUAGACAGUUCCAUCUACGGUCCUUUAGACAGCUCCAUCUACGCCCUUUAGACAGUUCCAUCAACGUCCUUUAGACAGUUCCAUCUACUGCCCUUUAGACAGCUCCAGCUAAGGUCCUUUAGACAGCUCCAUCAAUGGCCCUUAGACAGCUCCAUCAACGCCCUUUAGACAGCAACAUCAAUGGCCCUUUAGACAUUCCUCUAUAUCUAGUGCUGUACCAACCACCCCAAAAAUAUUUUGCUCUGUGUGUUAAUAGGGGUUUGACAUUGUUAUACUCGAUUCACCUGCAAGGAACCAAAUCCAACUCGGGUUCCAUGUGCUUGGCUUUAUGUUCUUGAUUUGCCUCAGGUUUGUUAACCCCUAGAAUGCUAGGUACCGGUAAGAUAAUUGAGUUUGAGUUUGUACAUUCCAGCUGUACACAAGUUUUUUGUUUGUUUAGGUCAUUGCAUGGUGCACUUUAUUAUACAACAUUGUGCCAUUAAGGAGUUUAUGUAGUGCAAGGUUAACUAUAAACAAAUACAGUACUUUAAUAUAAGAAAUUUCUUGCAACACUAGCUUUCUACAAAUCCUAAAAGAUAGCUGUUUUGCAGUACGGUAAUGACAUUUUUUUGGAGGUUGCCCAAAGAUAAUAGUCGUCAUAUUGCUUGAUGAUUAUAACAACAGAGCCUGUGCAUGAGGUUCAUCCCGAAAUCGUUCAAGCAACGGGCUAGAGCAGGGCAAAUUCAGUGUUUGCACUGCAUGGUGUGAUCACCACACCAUUGUUCAGCACCAAAUUGUCUAGAACUAGCAACUUUUACCAAGUUGGCCAGUAUGAUGUCACUCCUGAUUGUCUCACGGUAAUAUAAUCAUUGGAUAGCAGUCAACAUUGACAUUGUGUGUAUUCAUAGCGUUGCAUAUCUACGUGUUUAGUUUAUUUAUAACCUUCCAGCGCAAGAACUGGCGUUUCACAAAGAUCCCAAGUCAAACUUAACUCUAAGCUGGACUCAAUACUAUGGACUUAAUAGUAUGGAGAGCCAUUUGUAGCCUUAAAUAAAAUAUAGUCAAAAGCAAAAAUUGAAGUAUUUUAGACUUUUUAUAAA